Molecule: messenger RNA, 1489 nt
Organism: Dinoponera quadriceps
Lineage: Eukaryota; Metazoa; Arthropoda; Insecta; Hymenoptera; Formicidae
Gene: CCAP
Product: cardioactive peptide
Exons: 4
Coding region: 305-676 (123 amino acids)
Source: RefSeq, a predicted model, not a curated record
CGGCCGCGCGAUUUUGCCCCGCAAACGAGAAGGAGAAGCCCACAGGCUUGAACCGCGCGCGACAACCCUUUGGCGAACAGACGCGGUACGCGUUGACAGUUGACCGAGAAGGAAAGAGAGAGAGCGUGACGUUCCGACAGAGGUGCGUCCUGAAGACACUUGGAAGGUCCUACGAGAGCCGUUCGGCGUGUCCAAGGAAGAUCAGGGAACAUGAAGGUUGGUCCGGUGAAUCCGCGAGACUGACUCUUCAAGUCGUCGGGACGGGACGAAGGUUACCGAAUACCUCUGUUGCGCGUUGGCCUGCAUGUGCCUGCUGAAAGUGGCAAACACCGAGAUUUCGAGGGACAAGCUCUUACAGUUCGAACGGCAACUUUUGGACGCUCUUACGACGGAGAGGACAAUGAAAACAAAAAGACCUUUCUGCAACGCUUUUACGGGAUGCGGCAGAAAAAGGAGUUUUCCCGUGAGUACACCCACUCUACGGGAUCCGCAGGACUUCCGCGCGAGCGACAACGUUCGACUUCCAGUUACGCUGUACCGAGCGCUGCUGAACGCCGCCAAACAAAACACUUGGGACGCGCUCGAUCGUGAGGAAUACGAUUACCGAUUACAACGAGUGCCGCAGCAGGUCUAUCUACCCGGUCAAACGGCUCUACGCGACACGCUGGAGAGCUAAUCUGCUCGAUAAAACUUGACGCGUGGGCGCCGACCUCAGGCUUCACGAUUUCAGGAUUUUACAACUUUCUUUUUCGCAUUUCCGAGAGCGGUGUUGCUCCCCGUAAAAAGAUUCACGCGCGAAACGCACCGAUCGAAAAGUUCGAUAAAAGAAAAAGGAAAAAAAAAGAAAGAUCUAGUCAAUACGGCGCAACAACCCUUACAAGCAAGAAAUUUCACUUUCUCUUCCGGAAAUCCAAACAAGCCGGAUAAUUGCGUUUUCUUCGCAGCGUCCGCGACUCGACGCGAAUACUUACCUUCGCCUAGUUAUAUGUGCUUACUUCGCCUCGUUAUAGUUAAACGGAUGUAAAUGUGAACGAAAAAAUGUACACACACACACACACACACAUACACGAACACACCACGACCACCACUACUACCGCACACACACACGCACGCAAUUGCGCGAUCUAGAUAUUUUAUAUAUGCAACUUCUAAACGCGAAAACGCGUAUUGUCUCCUGCCGCCUUUGUCGUUGGAGAAUUUUACCGCUGCGCGCGAAUGUAUUGUUGUCCCGCAAGGAAGGAUGCAUACAGGAGAUAUAAUCGAUGUAAUUAUCGAUGCUAGCUAGAGUUAGAGCUUAAAGGAAUCUUCAUUUGUUUUUAAGAGUGUCUCGAUAUAGCUAUGUAUUUAUUUGUAUGUACCCAUCAUCCCUCCUCCCCUUCUCACCGAUAAGAUCGUAAUUGAUUUGCUGUUAACGACUUCGAACCGUAUAUUUUUUAAACGACUGUUAAAUUGCGUCUGGUUUAUAUCCAAUAAAUUCUAUAAAACCUGU